UACCCGCGGCCACACUCCGCACAUUAACCAGUGAAAUUCACACAAUGUGCCAUGACAUCACUGCCCCUCCGGCUUAAAGAUGGACACCCAACUAUCUUUGGUGAUUCUUAUAUUCUUUUGACGCCCUCAUCACUCUAUCUCCUUCCUCAGUAACCUGAGCGCAGCACCCAUCUCUACCUGCACUCCUUGUUCCUCGUCCUCUCAGCUCCGAGGCGGUGUAGUACUGGAUAAGAUUUUGACUUCUCCUGACAUUAAGACUCCGGUAAGAAAAUCUGAGCAUUGGCCUGACACAGAUAUUUGGAUAUCAACGAAAUUUGGAGAACGGCUUACCCAACUCCCCUAGAUACAAGACAGACUUUCGAUCCACACUUUUUUGAAAUGAUGUCCUAUAUUAAACAACCUCACUAUGCAGUGAAUGGACUGACAUUAGCUGGUACAGGAAUGGAUCUACUGCACUCAGCCGUAGGUUAUCCAGCUACUCCCCGGAAACAGAGACGAGAACGAACGACUUUUACCAGAGCUCAGCUGGAUAUAUUGGAAGCCCUUUUUGCUAAAACCCGGUACCCGGACAUCUUUAUGAGAGAGGAGGUGGCUCUAAAGAUAAAUCUCCCCGAGUCAAGAGUACAGGUUUGGUUUAAGAAUAGACGGGCCAAAUGUCGCCAGCAGCAGCAGCAGAGCAGUGGACAAGCUAAACCUCGGCCUACAAAGAAGAAAACGUCCCCAGCACGAGAGACUAACUCAGAGGCCAGCACCAAUGGCCAAUACAGCCCUCCACCUCCUGGAACAGCAGUGACCCCUAGCUCUUCAGCUAGCGCCACUGUUUCUAUAUGGAGUCCAGCCUCAAUCUCUCCAAUCCCGGACCCUCUGUCUGCAGGCACAACCCCCUGCAUGCAAAGAUCUGCCGGGUAUCCCAUGACAUACAGCCAGGCUCCAGCCUACACCCAGAGCUAUGGGGGGUCAUCAUCUUAUUUCACUGGUCUAGACUGUGGCUCCUACUUAUCUCCUAUGCACCCACAGUUGUCAGCUCCUGGGGCCACACUAAGUCCGAUUGCCACCCCUACCAUGGGUAGCCAUCUAAGUCAGUCUCCGGCAUCACUUUCUGCACAGGGAUAUGGGGCUUCCAGCCUUGGCUUCACCUCAGUGGAUUGCUUAGACUACAAAGACCAAACGGCCUCUUGGAAGCUUAAUUUCAAUGCCACUGACUGCCUUGAUUAUAAGGACCAGAGCUCUUGGAAAUUCCAGGUUUUGUGAUCCAGAAAGGAGAGCGGCCAUUAUCAUCAUGGGGAUCUUUACAUGUCAGUGCGAUUCGACAGGAGUCACCCUCACAGGAAACUUGAUUCUGCCCAGAAAAAAAACUAACGUACAACCAAUAUAAAGCUCCUUAUUCUCAUUUGCUCUUAUUGCUGGUGGCAUUUCAAAGAACUGAAGCUUAAACAGAAGUUAUUUUUAUUUAAUGAUCAUUUAGGGUGCAGGUUGUGUUUUAUUUUCAUUUGAGAGGUGAUAAUCCCUAGGCUAAGCAUGCAUAAACCUGGUGAAGACACAGGGGGUUUUAGAAAUGCACUUUGGUUUGAGGUAAAAAUUCUGCAAACCCUAUUUCAGAGGCUGUCUGAGUCUAACUAAACCAUGGUCGAAUACGUUGGACCCUCACACCUGGGUUCAGAUGAUCUGCUUUCCACCACAUACAUAGUCGAGUUCAAGAAAAAUAUAUUUUAAUAAGUGAUUUCCCGUUACCCGGCCACCAACACAUUUACGGCCCUGAAGACAGGACUCAUCAUCUAUAUUUAACAUUAUUUUUUAAAUCAAAUCAAGAAAUGAAGUAAAUAAUCAAUAUUCUAGUUUACAGGGUUAAUCAGGAAUGGUUUUGUGGGCAGUAAGAAGGUUCCAUAAACAGACUAUAUCUGUACAUUUAACUGGAUUUAGUUAAGGAGGAAGUGAAACAAGGACUCGGGAAGGUUAUUCUAUAUUUUGUAAAUAGUACAUGUUCCGAUAAAUCCUGCCCUCAAAGAUCAAUAUAUUAUUUAUUAUGAUUCUUGGAGAUUUUCUUUUAGCCGCUAUCAUGUGAAACCUUCCAGCGAUCCAGCAGGCGAUCACUAUGCCUUGUCUUCUAAAUGAUCUUUUUGGAGAAGAGAAAGCUCUUCAUAAGAGUCCACAAAACACAGCCAGCAGAGGGUUUUCCUAAUAAUGAAGUUAACAAAUAGACGAUGAUGAACGCCACCACAACAGGUGAUAGAUGAUAGAGAUAUUGCAAUAUUACAGGCCAAUAACACUUGUAAAUCAAACUAAUUUAUUUGACAAAGGCUUCUUCUUGAGCCCACAAAAAGAGCUUACCAUGUUCCGUACCGUCUAUGAGAAAGAUAUUUUCUUUUUGUUUCUGUUCUUCGUUUUUGUUUUAUUGUGUAGCAUUGUGUGUGUUUGUGUCUGAUGGAGGAAACUGAUGCUAACUUCUUAACAAAGAAACAGAGAAGUUGUGGAUUUUUUCCCUUUAGAUCUGUACUGUUAAUUAUUAAAUAUUGGUAUUAUUGAAAAACCAAACGUGGAAUAUGAUUAAAAUAUGACAUUGAA
Messenger RNA from Pelobates fuscus (common spadefoot toad), 2562 nucleotides. Its product is annotated as homeobox protein otx5. Gene Ontology annotation, biological process: regulation of transcription by RNA polymerase II; multicellular organism development. The transcript is spliced from 5 exons. Gene Ontology annotation, cellular component: nucleus. Gene Ontology annotation, molecular function: RNA polymerase II cis-regulatory region sequence-specific DNA binding; DNA-binding transcription factor activity, RNA polymerase II-specific. Lineage: Eukaryota; Metazoa; Chordata; Amphibia; Anura; Pelobatidae. The record is from RefSeq and is a predicted model, not a curated record. The coding region runs from base 379 to 1251 and encodes 290 amino acids.